GCCGCGGCGACGGCCCUGGAGCCGUGGCAGGCUGCGGCUCCGCGGAGGAGGCGCUCGGCUGCGCGGCGGCCGCGGCGAGGGGAGGCGGCAGCCCGAGACCCGGAGACCGAGCUCGAGGCGGACAGCGGAGUCGUGCUUCGCCGCAUCCGGGAGGCCGAGGGGGACCUGCUUGUCUCUGAUUUCUGGAGUUCAGCACUAGAUACCGUCAACAGAAGUCUUACAAAACAUCUGGAACAACUGAAGUGCCCUGUCAGGACUCUUUCCGAUGCCCUUGGAAACCUGCACCUGGGCUCGCCAGGUGCGUCAGACGCGGCCGCUGGCUCCAUCCCAGGAGAGACCCUGGUCACCAGACCACGCCACUUGAAGUGUGUGUGCUAUGGCAUUGGGAACUUUGCCACCUGCGUCAUAGCUAGAACCCAGCUCGCAUUUUUGCUUCUCUUCUUGGAAAAGUGCCAGAUCCCCAGAAGUCACUGCUGGGUGUAUGACCCUCUGUUUAGCCAACUUGAAAUUGCUGUUCUUAACACCCUGGGUGUGGUCGUUCUCAGUGAGAAUGAAGAAGGGAAGCGGAGCACCUGUGGGGAGCCCACCAUCUUUUACAUGCUGCACUGCGGGACGGCCUUGUACAACAACCUUUUGUGGAGCAACUGGUCAGUGGAUGCCCUUUCCCAGAUGGUCAUCAUCGGGAACAGUUUCAGAGGACUGGAGGAAAGAUUGUUGGCAAGAAUUCUGCAGAAAAAUUAUCCCUAUGUUGCAAAGAUUUUAAAGGGAAUGGAGGAGCUUGAGUUUCCUCAGACUUCACAGUUCAUGGAUGUAUUUAAUGACACUUCCAUCCACUGGUUCCCCACACAAAAGCUAGAACAGUUCUCCCCGGAUAUUUGGGCAUCUCGGGAAGAACCAGAUUACCAGGACUGUGAGAACCUUGAAAUCAUCAGGAACAAGGACAGCUGCUGAAGGGGACUUGCUG
This is a messenger RNA of Microcebus murinus (gray mouse lemur), 964 nucleotides long. It is a transcript of the gene SRRD, whose product is annotated as SRR1 domain containing. NCBI's taxonomy places the organism in Eukaryota, Metazoa, Chordata, Mammalia, Primates, Cheirogaleidae. Gene Ontology annotation, cellular component: cytoplasm; nucleus. The record is from RefSeq and is a predicted model, not a curated record.